Leptopilina heterotoma is the source of this 2261-nucleotide messenger RNA. It is a transcript of the gene Nnp-1, whose product is annotated as ribosomal RNA processing protein 1 homolog. Bases 91 to 1983 code for a protein of 630 amino acids. Gene Ontology annotation, cellular component: preribosome, small subunit precursor; nucleus; preribosome, large subunit precursor. Gene Ontology annotation, biological process: rRNA processing. The record is from RefSeq and is a predicted model, not a curated record. The transcript is spliced from 6 exons. NCBI's taxonomy places the organism in Eukaryota, Metazoa, Arthropoda, Insecta, Hymenoptera, Figitidae.
GUUGCGUGAAGCGUCGAUUUUUCCUUUGCAUUUGCCACGCGCGUGUGCUCGCUUUGCCAAAAAAUUUGUUUCUUGGCUUGUGGAAAAAAAAUGGGAAUUAAAAAACCAACGAGGUGCACGGCCGUUUCGUCGAAACAAAAGAAAAAGAAGCAAAUUCCAAAAUGCAAUAUGCAACAAAAGGUGGUGAAUGUGAAGCAGGAGAAAAGUGGUAAAGCACUGAUUAUUGCCCAGGAGAUCAAGUUUGCUAGGUUACUCGCCAGCAAAGACAAAAAGGUGCGCGAUAAAGUGCUUAAAAAUCUGAAAAAAUGGUUAACUGUUCGCGCUCAGAGUUCUUUCGCAUUUACAGAAGCGGAUUUUGUAAGAUUAUGGAAAGGUUUAUAUUAUUGCAUGUGGAUGUCGGAUAAACCAUUAGUUCAGGAAGAACUAGCGGAAUCAAUCAGCAAAAUUGUACAUUGCUUUUCAACAAUGAAAACUGCGCUACUUUACAUUAAAUGUACCUUUGAAAGUCUCUCUACCGAAUGGUUUGGUAUCGAUAGAUACAGAAUCGAUAAAUUCGAAAUGUUGUUGAGAAGGAUUAUUCGACAGACAUUUGAGAUGUGCAAGAAGCACGAGUGGAACAAGGACCUCAUCAUUGAAUUUGCAAAGAUAUUGCAAGAUUUCUUGGUUGCUACGAAAAAUUCCCUAGGUCUUAAGUUGCAAAUAGUUGAGGUGUUUAUGGAAGAACUCGCCAAAGUAAGUAAUGGAGUAAUUAGUGAAGAUAUAGUUACUGAAUUGGUGAGGCCUUUUGCUGUCUACUUAUCUAGCAUUGAUGAUGCUAGGCAAAUGAGGCACAUUGUCAAGAAUAUCUUUAGGUAUUUAAUAUUUCAAUCGAACGUUGGAAUGGAUUAUCUAGAAAAAUUCGAUGCCUGGAGAAAGGCAGGUUUCCCCUGUGGCGUAAUUGACGUAAUGAAAAAAGUCGAUUUAUCAGACAGUGAGGCAGAUUUAAAUAACAUUGGCCACAGUUCUGACGAAGAGGUUGCAGGUCCAUCUGACCAUCCUCUCGAUCCACGAGCAGGAAGAGUUGACGUGGAAAUUCCGCAAAUUACAUUUGAUCCACAACAAAUAACUAAUUUACUUCUCGAAUACAGGUUUCUUCCAUCGUCAACAACCAAAUCUCGUCGACAAAUAGUACGACUUGCAAAAGAAUUUACUCUUGUGGCGAGUGGAGAAAUGCCCAUUGGCGUCAAGGAAAUUCAGGUCUCACUGAAGAAGAAGAAUAACAAUAAGAAGGCAGCGUUGGAUCUUCUGAAAUUCGAAGAAGAAUUGUAUGCAGAUUCAAAUAAAUCGUUGCGAAAACGAAAACGCAAGAAUGACGAGGAAAUUUUUGCGGAAGAUGAAAGUGAAAAUAAUGAUGAAAAGUUGACAAUAGAAAAAGUUGUCAAAAGAAAAAGAAAGGUUGAAGAAUCCGAGGCGUCGAGUUCAAACCCAAAGUCGAAUAAUUUGAAGAAAAAGGCGAAAAUCACAAAUUUGGAGUCAAUCGUUAUGAAUGGAAAACUAAAGAAGAAGAAGCACAGAAAGAAAAGUAAGGAAUCGGAAUUCGGCACUUGUGGAGACUGGGACGUUUCCAUCGCCGAACCCAAUGAAUCUUUAAACUUUGAGGAACUACAAAAGAAGCAAAACAGCAUUGCUUUGACAGUUUUAACAGAGUCUUUGAAGAACUCUAAACUUCCUACUUUGAGGCCCGUUCUCACAAAACUCGAGGAUCAAAAUAGGAAAUUAGGCUGUUUUGACGUGAAAGCGAUGAAUUUCACACCAAAUAAGAAGAGAGUGAAAAUAAUGUUGCAGAAAAACACAGCGCAACAUACAUCGGAAUAUUUUCAACAGAUUCGACAAAGUCCCGCGAUUCCUUAUGACGCCAAUCGAAAACCUCGAUGUGGUGUUUUGAAACCAAGUCCUUUGCCAAGCCCGAUAAAUCCAUUUUACAACAAAAAUUGUCAUCGUUAAAUCAUUUUUUUGUGAGACAAGGGAAGAAAAGGCAAUUCAAGUGGUCAGUGAAAAAACAGUGACAUUUGAACAUCUAUUAUAUUUUUUAUCUUCCAUCUGUGACAAUGGUUAAUUUGUACAGAAAACUGGUUACAGAUGUACAUAUACAUAAUUUUUAUCGCAUUAAAUCCCGUUCUUUCACUUGAAUUUUAUUAGAAAUUCGACCAACAGAUUUGUCGACUUGUAAAUAUUUCAAAUAAAUGAAUUUCGCUUAUCUUCAUUAGACUACCAAAAACAAA